CGUGAAUAUUUUUAGAAUUAUUUUUUAUAAAUAAAACAAGUCAUGAAUUUGAAAUUAAACAUUACAUUAGGAUUAUUUGCCUUUUGGUUCAUAAGUAUAGCUUCGGUCACAGACAGCUUGUGAUGGACUGCCAUUCGUGUCUCGGACCCAAUGGAAGGCCCGGACCCCUAAAGAUCCGCCACAGAAAAUGCCGACACCCGUGAGCCACGUGUUUAUACACCACACGGAAACCCCCGACCAGUGCCACAAUGAGACGGCGUGUGUGGAAGCGGUGCGAAGUGUUCAGGACUUCCAUAUGGAUGGCCGGCACUGGAAUGACAUCGGAUAUAAUUACCUGAUAGGCGGUGACGAUCGCAUAUACGAGGGCAGGGGCUGGUAUACCGUGGGGGCGCACACUCUUGGCAUGAACUCCAGGUCAGUGGCCAUCUCACUGAUCGGUAACUACGAGUCGGUAGCGCCGCCUAAACAAAUGUUAGACUUGGUCCAGAAGUGGGUCGAGUGUGCCGUAGAGAAGGGUGUGGUGUCCGGGCUCUACCAACUGCACGGACAUAGGGAUCAAACGUGCACUUCAUGUCCCGGUCAGCACUUGUAUGACAUCAUUAAAAGCUGGAAUAAAGAAGAUUUAACAUAA
Oppiella nova is the source of this 631-nucleotide messenger RNA. The record is from the annotation of a GenBank genome assembly. NCBI's taxonomy places the organism in Eukaryota, Metazoa, Arthropoda, Arachnida, Sarcoptiformes, Oppiidae.